UUGUGGGGAACUCUUUCUUUGAUGUUAUGAUGGCAUCUUUCACAAAUAAAUAUACAAAGGACUCUUCUUGGACACACUCCCUUCUCACUAUCAGGCUCUCUCAGUAAUCCUUCCAUGGCCGCGACCUGGUUAUACCCAUUGUUUUUCUCUCUGAGCUUUACAUUCUCAGUUCUCUGUUCUGGUUCGACUGAAUCAGAUAUUCUACUUAGCUUCAAGGCUUCCAUUAAAGACCCCAGAAAUUCUCUGUCCAGCUGGUCUAACGACUCGUCGAUUCAUUAUUGUAACUGGACGGGAAUCACUUGCAGUUCCGAACCAUCACUGUCUGUAAAUUCUGUGGGGUUACAAAGCUUGAAUCUUUCUGGUGAAAUCUCUGCUUCUAUAUGUGAACUUCCGAAUCUUGUUAAUCUUAAUCUCGCCGACAAUCUCUUUAACCAGCCAAUCCCUCUACACCUCUCUCGUUGUAGUCUUUUGGAGACUUUGAAUCUGAGUGAUAAUCUCAUUUGGGGCACAAUCCCAUAUCAGAUUUCUCAGUUGGGGUCCUUGAGAGAGCUUGAUUUCAGCAGAAACCAUGUUGAGGGGAAGAUCCCAGAAGGCAUUGGCUCAUUGGGUAAGCUGCAAGUGCUCAACUUGGGAAGCAACUUGCUUUCAGGUAGUGUUCCUUUCGUCUUUAAGAAUUUAACUGAGCUUGUUGUGCUUGAUUUGUCUCAAAAUCCUUACUUGGUGAGUGAGAUUCCAAGUGAGAUUGGAAAGCUGGUGAAGCUUGAGCAGCUUUUGUUGCAAAACUCUGGUUUUCAUGGUGAAAUACCCAAUCCUUUGGUUGGUUUACAGAGCUUGAAGAUAUUGGACAUUUCCCAGAACAAUCUUAGUGGUUUUCUUCCUCAGACGCUGGGGUCUUCUUACCAAAACCUGUUGUCUUUUGAUGUUUCACAGAACAACCUUUUAGGUUUCUUUCCAAAUGAUGUGUGUAAUGCCAAAGGCCUGAUAAACCUGAGUCUUCACUCAAACUUCUUCAAUGGUACCAUAUCUAGCUCCCUCAAUGACUGCUUGAAUCUUGAAAAGUUUCAAAUUCAAAACAACGAUUUUUCUGGUGAUUUCCCUGAUGAGUUAUGGUCAUUACCCAAAAUCAAGCUUGUCAGAGCAGAAAACAAUAGAUUUUCUGGAGAGAUACCAGAUUCAAUUUCACUUGCUGCUCAACUGGAACAAGUUCAGAUAGAUAACAACAGCUUUACUGGUAAAAUUCCUCAGGGUCUUGGUCAGGUCAAGAGCUUGUAUAGAUUCUCUGCAUCUAUUAAUGGCAUAAAUGGUGAACUUCCUCCAAAUUUUUGUGAUUCCCCUGCUAUGAGCAUCAUAAAUCUCUCCCACAAUUCACUGUAUGGUCAAAUUCCAGAGCUUAAGAAAUGCAGGAAAUUGGUCUCAUUGUCACUGGCAAGCAAUAGGCUCUCUGGGGAAAUCCCACCGUCACUUGCUGAUUUGCCAGUGCUUACUUACCUUGAUUUGUCCGAUAACGAUCUCACUGGUUCAAUCCCACCAGGGCUUCAGAACUUGAAGCUCGCUCUAUUCAACGUAUCAUUCAAUCAACUAUCUGGCAGAGUCCCUUUGUCACUAAUCUCAGGCCUUCCAGCUUCUUAUCUGCAAGGAAAUCCUGGACUUUGCGGUCCUUCCUUACUCAGCAGUUGUCCUGAUGAACAUUCAAAGCAUCAUAUAAUUGGUCUUACAACAUGGACAUGUGCACUGAUCUUCAUAUCAUUUGGCAUUGGAACUUUGCUUCUUGCUGCUGGAUAUUUUGCAUUCCGGCGAUCUUCCAGACAGAAAUCUCAAUUGGGGUCAUGGCGUUCCGUAUUUUUCUAUCCUCUUAGAGUCACCGAGCACGAUUUGACGAUGAGAAUGAACGAAAAAAGUGCAGUAAUAAGCAAAGGAGCUUUUGGUAGUGUAUACAUUAUUAGCCUACCAAGUGGUGAGCUGGUUGCUGUAAAAAAGCUGGUUAAUUUUGGGAUUCAAUCUUCGAAACAAUUGAAGGUCGAGAUCAAGACAUUGGCGAAGAUACGACAUAAGAACAUCGUUAAGGUCCUUGGGUUUUGCCAUUCAGAUGAGUCUAUUUAUCUGAUUUACGAAUUCUUACAGAAGGGAAGCUUGGGGGAUUUGAUUUGCAGUCCAGAUUUUCAACUGCAUUGGAGACUUAGAUUGAAGAUUGCCAUCGGGGUCGCUCAAGGAUUGGCAUACUUGCACAAGAAUUAUGUUCCACAUAUGCUUCACAGAAAUAUCAAGUCAACGAAUAUUCUUCUGGAUGCAGAAUUCGAGCCAAAACUCACCGAUUUUGCUCUGGACCGAGUUGUCGGAGAACCUGCGUUUCAGUCAACCAUUGCUUCAGAAUCUCCGGACUCCUGUUACAUCGCACCAGAGUCUAGAUACACUAAGAAAGCAACAGAACAGAUGGAUGUUUACAGCUUUGGUGUUGUGCUACUAGAGCUUGUGACUGGUCAAAAUGCUGGGAAAACAGAAACUUCUGAUUCUCUUGACAUUGUGAGGUGGGUUCGGAGGAAAAUCAACAUCACCAAUGGUGCCCUCCAAGUUAUAGACCCCAAGGUUUCUAGUUCCUUCCAGCAGCAGAUGCUAGGAGCUCUAGAAAUCGCUUUGACUUGCACUUCUGUUAAUCCAGAGAAACGGCCAUCGAUGUUUGAAGUUGUGAGAGCACUCGAGUCCUUAAACCCAAGUCCUCAUCUUCCAGUCUCUACCUCAGAUGAUAAUGAAUCUCUAGUUUGAACAAAUAGGCAAGCAUUACCUUUUGUUUUGUACUUUAUAUCUUUACUAUGUAUAAUCCAAGUUAAAAGUCUCUCUUGUUUUUAUCUUCACGUCUUCAUUGGAGAAGAAAGAACACAUUGGGGCAUGAUAUACUCUGUUCUGUGCCUGUGCCUGUGCCUGUGCCUGUGUUUAUGUUUUUGGAUUUGAUUUGGGGAACAGAUGAUGUCUACAUUCUCGUGUAAUAGAAACAAAUACCAUUUUUGAAAGUAUUCUCUACA
Messenger RNA from Tripterygium wilfordii, 3017 nucleotides. Its product is annotated as probably inactive leucine-rich repeat receptor-like protein kinase At5g06940. The coding region runs from base 115 to 2760 and encodes 881 amino acids. Gene Ontology annotation, molecular function: receptor serine/threonine kinase binding; ATP binding; protein kinase activity. The record is from RefSeq and is a predicted model, not a curated record. Gene Ontology annotation, biological process: protein phosphorylation. NCBI's taxonomy places the organism in Eukaryota, Viridiplantae, Streptophyta, Magnoliopsida, Celastrales, Celastraceae. The transcript is spliced from 2 exons.